Molecule: messenger RNA, 4269 nt
Organism: Dictyostelium discoideum AX4
Lineage: Eukaryota; Evosea; Eumycetozoa; Dictyosteliales; Dictyosteliaceae
Exons: 1
Coding region: 1-4269 (1422 amino acids)
Biological process (GO): DNA recombination; DNA transposition; RNA-templated DNA biosynthetic process
Cellular component (GO): membrane
Molecular function (GO): aspartic-type endopeptidase activity; nucleotidyltransferase activity; transferase activity
Source: RefSeq, a predicted model, not a curated record
AUGAGUAAUAAUGAAAACGUAAUUUUUUCGGGUGAUGGAAAAGGUUUAUCAUUUCGUAAAUUCAAACACUUACUCUUAUUAAUUCAUGGCGAGGAAAUAUCGAAAGCUGAUAUUAUUAGAAAACUAAGAAACAAUGCAUUGGAAUAUGCCGCAACAUUGGAUACAGACUUAACAGCAAUGGAGAUAAUUGAAGAUCUUAAAGAUGCUUUUGAUAUUGGUGAUAGUGAUGAUUUAUCAGAUUUAACAAAGUUGGGAGAAUAUAAAUACAAUACAUUAGAUAUAUUAGUUGGUAAAUUUCUUUCAAAAUGUUCAGCAGUUGAUAUUUCAGAAAAGUUUAAAAUACAAUUGUUUUAUUCAGCUGUUGGUAUUGAAUUGGGUAUUGAAAUUACAAAAUGUGCACCAAAAUCAUUAAAAAGAGCAAUAGACAUUGCAAAGUCUUGUGAAGAUGGUUCAAUUCGUAUGAGAGGUAGAUCAAUGUAUACUGGUCAAUUGGUUGCAAAAACAUUACAAGAAUUUGGAACUCAAAAGUAUCUUGGUUCUGGAUCUGGUUAUACAACAUCACCACAGUACGUUACAUCUCAAACUGAACAAUCUACUGAAACUGAAGUAUUAGCAACUCCAAUUUAUAAAAAUCAAACAUAUUCACCACCACCAUCACCUUAUAAAGCACCACAAAAUCAAGUAAAUUCAAUCACAAAAUUUUGUAAAUAUUGCAAAAAGAAAGGUCAUGUAAUUCAAGAGUGUUGGUCUAAAGAUAAAAAGAAUAAUUAUAAUGAGAAUAAACAAUCAUAUAAUAAUCAUAGCACUAAUGCAAUUACAAUGGUUAAUGAUAAAACGAUUAAUUCUAUUGGAACUGAUAGUAUGAAUGCAGCAUUAUUAAUAAAUGAUAAGAAUGUUAGAAGGUUAGUUGAUACUGGUUCUUCUCUUACCAUCAUUUGGGAAAGUAUUGCUAAAAAAUUAAAUUUAAAAGUUGAAGGUAAAUCAUUUUCAGUUAAUUCAGCAUCAAAUAAUGAAAUUAAGAUAGUUGGUAGUUGUGAUACCAUAAUUAAAUUAGGUAAAGCAUCCGCAAAAGGUAAUGUUAAUAUUGUUAAAGAUAAUGAUACUUCAAUCGAUUGCAUUUUUGGUGUAGAUACACUUAUUGGAUUGAAAUUAAUAAUUGAUUGCAAGGAAAUGAUCAUUAAGAAUCUUGAAUUUAAUGUUGGUACAAGAUUAAUCACCAGAGAAACCAAACCAAUUGUUUGCAAAAUUGAUCUAAAUAUAUUAGAAAAAGUAUCAAAACCAAUGGCUGAGUUAUUAAUCAAAAAUGAAGAGAUUUUUGAAACCAAAUUGUCAAAACCAGGAUCAUUAAUAGAUGUUGAACAUUCAAUUAAAUUAACUGAUGAAAAUGUUUCUGUUUAUACUCCACCAUACAAAACUAGUCCAGCUGAUAAAGAAUUCAUUGAAGAAUACAUUAAAGAUGCAUUAGAUAAAGGUAUAAUCGAGAAAUCAGAUUCAUCACAAUACGGUUCUCCAAUAGUCUUAUCCAGAAAGAAUGAUAAAAUUAGAUUUUGUGUUAAUUAUAAAAAACUAAAUGACCUCACAAUUAAAGAUAGAUAUCCACUUCCAUUAAUUUCUGAUUGUUGGUAUUAUCUCAAAGAUGCAAAAGUUUUCUCAAAAAUUGAUCUUACUUCUGGUUAUUAUCAAAUCAAAAUGAAAGAAGAGGACAAGGAUAAAACAACCUUUGUCUCUCAUAUGGGUCAAUUUAGAUAUGUUGUAAUGCCAUUUGGAUUAUGUAAUGCACCAGCAACUUUUCAAAGAUACAUGAAUGAAUUAUUAAAAGAUGAAUUAAGAAAAAGUAAUAUUGGGUUUAUUGACGAUUGUAUAAUUUAUAGCAAGAAUAAUGAAUAUCAUAUUGAACAUGUCAAACUAUUAUUCGAAAAAUUCAAAGAAAAAGGUGCAAAGUUACAAAUAACUAAAUGUGAGUUUGAAAAAGAAGAGAUCAAGUUUUUGGGAUAUAUCGUUUCAAAGAAUGGUAUUACUUAUGAUAGUUCAAAGUUUAAUGAAUUAUUAAAAACACCACCUCCAUCAAAUCAAAAAGAAUUAAUGAAAUUACUCGGUACUGUCAAUUACUUUAGAACAUUCAUUAAAAAUUUCACUCAUUUAACUUCAUCAUUUUAUCCACUAUUAAAGAAGGGUGUUAAUUUCAAAUGGACUGAUGAAUUGGAAAAUGAUCGUGUAAAAUUAUUUACUACAUUAGCACAAACUAAUCUUUUAAGUUUUCCACAAGAUACAGAUGAUAAUGUUAUUGAAACUGAUGCUUCAAUUAUUGGUAUUGGUGGUGUAAUGAUUCAAAAUGGUAAACCAGUUUCUUAUUAUUCAAGAACAUUAAACAACGCUGAAAAGAAUUAUUCUGUUACUGAAAGAGAAUGUUUGGCAAUCAUUGAAUCAAUUAAAUAUUUUAAAUCCUAUAUCAAUGGUAGAAAAGUAAAAAUCAUCACUGAUCAUCAACCUUUGAAAUAUCUCUUAACUGGUAAAUUUACUGAUCGUAUUACAAGAUGGACUGUAUUACUUCAAGAGUAUAAUUACGAAAUUAUAUAUAGACCUGGUAAAGAAAACUUUUUAGCUGAUGCAUUAUCAAGAUGUCCAGAUAGAGAUCAACAGCCAAUUGAUUGUGAUAUUCCAGAAAAGAUAUUUACAAUUACUCACUAUCCAGUAGCUUCACCAUCAACUACAAUUUUACCAAGAGUCUUACCAUCAAGAUCAAAUCAAACAUCUAAUGUUUCACCAGCUACAACAAUUCAACCACCAAAUUCAUCAAGUUCAAAUCAAUCAUCAAAUAUCCCACCAACAACAAACCAAUCAUCAAAUAUUACAAAUCAACCAAUAAAUACUUCAUCAAUGAAUUUAAAUCAAUCAUUAUCAAAUCCACCAUCUCUUAUUACAAAUCAAGCAACAACCGCUAGAUUAUUGAAUAGUGUACCUAUCUCAAUCAACAAUGAUAAUAUUAAUACAACAAUUCCACAAUUUACACAAGAGUCAAUAAGAAAAGAGUUGGAAAAAGAAAAUUAUUAUAGAGCAAUGUAUAAAUAUCUUGAAGAAACAAGACUUCCAGACAAUGCACAAGCAGCAAGAAGAAUUUUGUUGGAGUCUGAAUUUUAUUCAAUGAUUAAUGGAUUUCUUUGUCACGGUUUAAAACAUACUUUAUCAAGUAAGAAAUCUCAUUUUAAACAUCUUCAAAUUGUAGUUCCAAAAACUAUGACUAAAUGGAUAAUGGAAAUAUUUCAUGAUUCGCCACUUACUGGAGGACAUUUUGGAUUAUUAAAAACUGUUGCAAAAAUCAAAGAAAGAUUCUAUUGGAUUGGUAUGAUUAAGGAUAUAAAAGAAUUUAUCGAUAAAUGUACAACUUGUUUACAAAUUAAAAGAAAGUAUGGUCCAAAAGAAGGUUUACUCAUUCCAAUUGAGAUUGAACCUGAACCAUUUAAUACAAUUGGUAUUGAUUUUAUUGGUCCAAUUACAAAAGAUAAUGCUCAAGUUUAUUUGUUGGUUGUUAUGGAUUAUUUUACUAAAUGGCCAGAAGUUUUCUUUACCCUUGAUAUGGAAGGGGAGACUGUAGCUCAAUUAUUGUUGUAUGAAAUCUAUACUAGAUAUGGGGUUCCAAAGAAGUUGGUUUCUGAUCGUGGUAAGAAUUUUUUAAGUAAUGUAGUCUCUGGUGUUAAUAAAUUAUUCGGUGUUCACAAAUUAACAACUACUGCUUAUCACCCACAAUGUGAUGGUCAAACUGAAAAUUUCAAUAAUACAUUAAUUAAGAUGCUCAAAGCUUUUAUUGGUAAUGAAUUGUAUGGCAAUUGGGGUGAAUUAUUAAGAUGUGUUUUAUACUCAUACAGAAUUACACCACAUGUUUCAACUGGUUUUUCACCCUUUUUCUUAAUUUUUAAUCGUCAACCAACUUUACCAUUAGAUACAACUUUAAAUGUAAAUUUUUAUUCAAAUUCACUAAGAUUAGAUUUCGCUGAUAAUUAUGCACAAUCCGUAAAUAAUAAUCUUAAACGUGCCUUUUGGUUUACAAAGAAUAAUCAUAAUCGUCCAACAAAUAUUCAAACAGGUGAUUUUGUUUAUUUACAUACACCAUAUUCACAAACUUCUAUUGGUCCAAAGAAAUUCUAUAAACCUUGGAGAGGUCCUUUUAAAAUUCAAGAAAAAGUUAGCGAUGUUACAUUCAAAUUAGAUAUGGGUAAUCUUAGAGAUCAUAAAGUAGUCAAUAUUGAAAGAUUGAAAAAAAUUUUCAACUAA